AAUUGCUAUCACGUUUCAGAAUCUGUGUUGGUGAACAGUCAGGAUCCGUAUAGAAAAGUCAAAUAGCAGUGAUCAAGAUCCGAGACGACGAAGUUUUCCAAAAGAUUAUAAAAUUUUCACGUUCUAGAGCAGCACCAAUGUUGAAAUUAGGUCAUCGGAUUAGAUCAUUAUAUUCUUGAUAGGUUUUGAUAGCGAGUGGAGGAAAAAUUGUAAGGAUUCUUACGGGGGUGUGUUGGCUGGUGAUCGUUGUUCGGAUCGAAUUUCUUUUUCUCUAGGGUGCGGAGAAACCACAACGCAGAAGGUCACCAAGAUGAAGAAGAAGGUGUUGCUGAUGGGUAAAAGCGGGUCCGGAAAGACCAGUAUGCGUUCGAUUAUUUUUGCCAACUAUAUUGCACGAGAUACAAGGAGAUUGGGAGCAACGAUCGAUGUCGAGCAUUCACACGUGCGCUUCCUGGGCAACCUGGUGCUCAACCUGUGGGACUGCGGUGGCCAGGAGUCAUUCAUGGAGCAGUAUUUUGCCUCCCAGAAGGACAACAUUUUCCGCAAUGUGGAGGUUCUGAUCUAUGUGUUCGAUGUGGAGAGCCGCGAGCUGGAAAAGGAAGUGCACUACUACCAGUCCUGUCUGGAGGCGAUCAUACUCAACUCGCCGGAUGCCAAAAUCUUCUGCCUCGUACACAAAAUGGAUCUGGUGGCGGAAGAGCAGCGUGAUAUUAUUUUUAAAGAACGUGAAGCGGAACUGAAGAAGCUUUCGAGGCCGUUGGAGUGUACCGCCUUCCGGACGAGUAUCUGGGACGAAACGUUGUACAGGGCGUGGAGCAGCAUCGUCUACCAGCUGAUUCCAAACGUGAAAGCAUUGGAACAUUCGCUGAAUUAUUUUGCCAACGUCGUUGACGCCGAUGAAGUGCUGUUAUUUGAACGAGCUACUUUUCUAGUGAUUUCUCAUUGCCAACGGAAGCAGCAUAGGGAUAGUCAUCGAUUUGAAAAAGUUUCCAACAUUAUAAAACAGUUCAAACUGUCCUGUUCCAAGCUAGGCGCGAAGUUUUCAUCAAUGGAAGUAAGAAACAGUAUAUUUGCUGCCUUCAUUGAUACCUUCACCAGUAACACGUACGUUAUGGUUAUUAUGUCCGAUCCGUCUAUCCCCUCGGAGGCCACAUUGAUCAACAUACGGAAUGCUAGGAAAUAUUUCGAAGAGUUAGAAAAUCCCAAUAGUUUGAAUUCCAGUAAUGCCAUCCAUUCGGCGGCUACCCACGCCAGCCACGGGAUGGUCAACGGAGGGUCUUCCCAUUUCUAUUCUCAUCAUCAGCAACAUCAGCAGCUCCAGCAACAGUUUCUCCAACAGCAGCAGCAGUUACAACAGCAUCAGCAGAACCCAACAAAUCCGUAUCACUGAUAUUUAAUAAAAAAGAAGUACUUUUAUUUCAAGUAGCACUUCCGGUACGAGUCGCCAUGAAGUUACUAUAAACAAUAAUCUUCCUGCGGGUUUUCUCCUCUGAUUUUCCCUACUGAUAGCUAUAAUUACAGUCAACUAACCGGCUUUCGUACGGGAAUAUAAAUCAAAUCAGAACAUAGUCUGUUGCAAUUUAAUUCAAUGAUCCAAUUUUUGUUAAACGAACUGUUAUGCUUAUAUCACUAAGUGAAAUUUAUCAAACGAAGAAAUUUAACUAAUCAGACAUUGAUUCCUACGAUUAAGUCGACUGCUCCAAGAAAUGAGUUUCCAGGUACCAUUAGAUAACGUUGUUAGUCCAGGUACCAUUAGAUCACCAGGGUUUGACUUUUCCUUUCCGUAGAUUAAAACUAAUUAUCGAAAGAAAAGUUAAAAUAAUUUAACCAUCGCUGUACAAAGUAAAGUGAAUCAAAAAUGUAAAAAACGGGAAUAAGUCGCCGAGAGGAAAUAAAUGUUUUAUUAAGAAAAUAA
This is a messenger RNA of Topomyia yanbarensis, 1915 nucleotides long. RefSeq names its product ras-related GTP-binding protein A-like. The record is from RefSeq and is a predicted model, not a curated record. Bases 311 to 1390 code for a protein of 359 amino acids. Lineage: Eukaryota; Metazoa; Arthropoda; Insecta; Diptera; Culicidae. The transcript has 3 exons. Gene Ontology annotation, cellular component: Gtr1-Gtr2 GTPase complex; lysosome; nucleus. Gene Ontology annotation, biological process: positive regulation of TOR signaling; regulation of autophagy; cellular response to amino acid stimulus. Gene Ontology annotation, molecular function: GTPase activity; GTP binding.